Molecule: messenger RNA, 1227 nt
Organism: Lodderomyces orthopsilosis Co 90-125
Lineage: Eukaryota; Fungi; Ascomycota; Pichiomycetes; Serinales; Debaryomycetaceae
Exons: 1
Coding region: 1-1227 (408 amino acids)
Biological process (GO): cytoplasmic translational initiation
Cellular component (GO): eukaryotic translation initiation factor 3 complex
Source: RefSeq, a predicted model, not a curated record
AUGGCAUCAGUAAUAGUCGUUGAUAAUGACUUGAAGGAUUCGAUCAAGGAGUACGUCCAGGUCCUUGAUGGUCUUAAUGGCAACACUGAUCUUGCGACAAAAGUUAAUUCAUCAUUACCUACUCAACAAGAUCAAGCCAUCUCCAAUAAACAAGAGUUGUACACAAUACUUCAACAAGCAUCAACUGCAGAAACAUUGAGGAAUUUGACCGAUAAAGAAUUUGAACCCACCAUUUAUUUAUUGAUCCACAUCCUUUCUCAAUUAGGCAGUAUUGAUUUGGUAUUGAAUUCUGAAUCAUCACCAAUUUACAAUUUACUUUUAACUAUUAAUCCUCAACAACCAUUAUCUUUGAGAGAUAGGAAAUCAAUUAGGUCUACUUCAGUAUUGUCUAUUUUAAGUACGAUUUUCAAUUUGAUACCUAAAGAAUCAAAAACUAGGAUAUAUGUGAUUAAGCAAAUUUUAAAAGUUAUCAAGACUUCUGAUAUUGAAUUUAAUGCCAUUGAAGAUAACAUAUCGCAAAACUUGGUCAAUUGGUUGCAAGAAAGUAAUGCAUCUGAAAACGAAAUAAAGGAAAUUUUUUGGGAUUUCAUUGCAUUGGAUAAGGGAUAUUCUUUGAAAUCAUUGAAUUUUAUUAAAUCAUUUACCCAUGAGUUUGCCGUAUCGGAACCAGAAUUGACCAAAUUGAUUAAAUUUGCAUUGUUGUCGAAAAUUGUUGAUGUUUCAUUCUUGAUUAAUAAUAACGUUGCAUCUGCAUUGAAGAACACUGAUAAAUUGACUCAACUUUUUGCUCAAUACGUUAGAGGUGAAAUUCUUUCCACAGAAGAUAUUGCAGCAGCUGAUGCAUCUUUACCAGCACAAUUUAUCCAUCAAAAAUCAAGAAUUUUAAACUUGGCUAAAUUCUUUGCAAACAAAUCGUUAUCAUCCGAUCAUGACAAUAUUGUGUUCAAAUAUAGCGAAAUCGAAACUGCGUUAAAUUCCACCGAAUUGGAAGAAUUGUUGGUCGAAGCUAUCAAAGCUGGUGUUUUGGAAGGUAAGAUCAAUCAAAUUGAUGAAACUUUUUGUUUGAGUAGAGUCAAUAGAUUUAUAUUGGCUGGUGAUGAAGAAGCAAAUGUUGAAAACUGGAAUCUUGUCAAAAGAGCAUUACAACAAUGGUUGGAUUCAAUAACUAACAUUGAUGAUAUUGUUAGAGCUACUAGAGAAAAUCUUGUUAAUAGUAGUGCUAAUUAG